Molecule: messenger RNA, 435 nt
Organism: Symbiodinium sp. CCMP2456
Lineage: Eukaryota; Dinophyceae; Suessiales; Symbiodiniaceae
Source: the annotation of a GenBank genome assembly
UUUAUGUCUGUCUGGCAUGAAUGCGGGGGCCACUUCCGCAGCUAUGAGCAUGUCUGCUAUCUGACACGAGAACUUUUCUGCCGCUACAGGUGCCCCUUGAAGGUAAAUUUUUUCUCCGAGAAGCCUGGCAAAGGUUUGAUAGACGGCAUAUUCGCCAGGGUGCGGAAUUGGAUCAGCAGCUGUUUGUCCCACGGUGACAACCGGAUCAUCGCUUCGCUAAGCGACCUCGUUGCCGUCUGCCAGGAAGCCGCCCAGAACGAUCGCCAGCUUGAUCCUGAUGGGGCCAUCUGGCAUGUGGUGGAGUUCAAACAACCCAGCGAAGCCACAAAAGCAGUGGUCACUAUCGGAUCCAAGUUUCAAGAUGCAGAUGACAUACUGCUUGGAUGUUUUGCCGUAUGGCGGCAGCAACUGGGAAAAACCUGUGAUCAAGGACUG